AUGUUCAAGAACUUGGCUGGAUCAUUCCGCGCUGUCAGCCGUGUCGCUUUCAAAACACGCCCAUCCCUUGUUCGUUCGUAUGCAGCCUUCGACCGUUCGAAGCCUCAUGUCAACAUUGGAACCAUUGGUCACGUUGAUCAUGGUAAGACCACUUUGACCGCUGCUAUCACCAAGGUUUUGUCGGAAAAAGGAGGUGCUAAUUUCUUGGAUUACGGCUCCAUCGACAGAGCUCCAGAAGAGAGAGCCAGAGGUAUCACCAUUUCCACUGCCCAUGUUGAGUACCAAACUGAUAAGAGACAUUAUGCCCACGUUGACUGUCCAGGUCACGCCGAUUACAUUAAGAAUAUGAUUACUGGUGCCGCCCAGAUGGACGGUGCCAUUAUUGUUGUUGCUGCCACUGACGGUCAAAUGCCUCAGACCAGAGAGCACUUGUUGUUGGCCAGACAAGUUGGUGUGCAACACUUGGUAGUUUUUGUGAACAAGGUGGACACCAUUGACGAUCCCGAGAUGUUGGAAUUGGUCGAGAUGGAAAUGAGAGAAUUGUUGAGUCAGUACGGUUUCGAUGGUGACAACACCCCAGUUAUCAUGGGAUCUGCUUUGUGUGCUUUGGAAAGUAAGCAGCCAGAAAUUGGUGUGCAAGCCAUUGAAAAAUUGUUGGACGCUGUCGAUGAGCACAUUCCUACUCCUACCCGUGACUUGGAACAGCCAUUCUUGUUGCCUGUUGAAGAUGUGUUCUCCAUUUCUGGUAGAGGAACUGUGGUUACUGGUAGAGUCGAAAGAGGUUCGUUGAAGAAGGGUGAGGAAAUCGAGAUUGUUGGUGACUUUGACAAGCCAUUCAAGACCACUGUGACUGGAAUUGAAAUGUUCAAGAAGGAAUUGGAUGCUGCUAUGGCUGGUGACAAUGCUGGUAUCUUGUUGAGAGGUGUCAAGAGAGACGAUGUCAAGAGAGGUAUGGUUUUGGCCAAGCCUUCCACCGUCACUUCUCACAAGAAGGUGUUGGCUUCCUUGUACAUCUUGAGUAAGGAAGAAGGUGGCCGUCACUCUCCUUUUGGUGAGAACUACAAGCCUCAAUUGUUCAUCAGAACUACUGACGUUACCGGUACUUUAAGAUUCCCAGCCGGCGAGGGUGUCGACCACUCGCAAAUGGUUAUGCCAGGUGACAAUGUUGAGAUGGAAAUUGAGCUUGUGAGAAAGACACCACUUGAAGUCAACCAGCGUUUCAACAUCAGAGAGGGUGGUAAGACUGUGGGUACUGGUUUGGUGACCAGAAUCAUCGAGUAA
Messenger RNA from Meyerozyma guilliermondii ATCC 6260, 1281 nucleotides. It is a transcript of the gene TUF1, whose product is annotated as translation elongation factor Tu. Gene Ontology annotation, cellular component: mitochondrion. The transcript has a single exon. Bases 1 to 1281 code for a protein of 426 amino acids. The record is from RefSeq and is a predicted model, not a curated record. Lineage: Eukaryota; Fungi; Ascomycota; Pichiomycetes; Serinales; Debaryomycetaceae. Gene Ontology annotation, molecular function: GTPase activity; GTP binding; translation elongation factor activity. Gene Ontology annotation, biological process: mitochondrial translational elongation.